Messenger RNA from Chinchilla lanigera (long-tailed chinchilla), 1502 nucleotides. RefSeq names its product ubiquitin associated protein 1-like (gene Ubap1l). The record is from RefSeq and is a predicted model, not a curated record. Gene Ontology annotation, biological process: ubiquitin-dependent protein catabolic process via the multivesicular body sorting pathway. Gene Ontology annotation, cellular component: ESCRT I complex. NCBI's taxonomy places the organism in Eukaryota, Metazoa, Chordata, Mammalia, Rodentia, Chinchillidae. Gene Ontology annotation, molecular function: ubiquitin binding.
AAUGGAAGACCAUAAAUCUAUAAGAUUAGUUCUAUGUUAAAUACUAAGUACUUUUUCUCCCAACCGGAUGAGUGUAUGAUGUCGAAGACAGUGCUGCCACAAGCCCCCCAAAUUAAUCACUCUAAACCAUCCAUGUUUCCCUGUGCAUGUGACUUCUGGAACAAGAGGCUUAGCUGGGAUUACACCAUCUGUCUAGCUGCUCACUUCUGAAUGUUUUGUCCACAGAGAAGAUCUCCCGGGAAUUGCAAGUGGUGUGGGACCCGGCCAGGUGAGCGCACAGCACAGCGGUGAGACUGCCAAGGCCUCAGCCUGGUUCUCUGGACUCUGCAGUCUCUCUCCCUCCAGCCAGCCUGCCUGCCCCGCCGAGCCGUCUCCACACUCCCCGGGCAGGAUGAGUGCCCUCGAUGGCGUCCCCUUCAAGGUGCCCAAGGGCUUCGUGCUCAGCACAGCGCCUCCCCCGGCACUAGAGCUCAGUGUCCCGGCCUGCGGGGAGCUCCUGCUGGGUUCCAUGCACGACUUCAGCCUGGAGAGGAAGGCCCUCUUCUGCGCGGAGGCUGCCCUCGGAGGCCGCGGCCCCUACCGGUGCGGGGCCCCGGGCGCGGCGUCAGCCCCUCCGGCCUGGCUCUUGCUGCUCAGCCCCGACAGCGGCCUGGCCCCCGCGCCUGCGGAGCCUGCACCCCAGGAGCCGCCCGGGGACGAGCGGGAGGCCGACGACGACGAGGCGAACGACACGCCCUCCGCCAGCGAGGACGAGCGGGACCCCGGCUCCCCGGCCACCCGCGACUCCCUCAGCCCGUACACCUGCCUGCCACCUCUUAGGGAGACACCCCAGCCUCUCCAGCCCUGCAGAUCGCACCCUGAUUCUACAGCUGACCUGCUGUCCGCUCUGAGCCAGGAGGAGCAGGAGCUCAUCGGGCCCGUCGUGGCCCUGGGGUACCCGCUGGCCAGAGCCAUCACGGCUCUGCAGAGGACGGGUAGACAGAGCCUGAGCCAGUUCCUCGGCUACCUCAGCGCGCGGGAGAGGCUGCUGCAGCAGGGCUAUGAGGAGGGCCUGGUGGACGAGGCCAUGGAGCUGUUCCAGUUCUCUGAGAGCAAGGCCGGGGAGUUCCUGCGCCUCUGGGAGCAGUUCAGCGACAUGGGUUUCCAGCCGCAGCGGGUCAAGGAGGUGCUGCUGGUGCACGGCAACCGCCGCGAGCAGGCCCUGGAGGAGCUGGUGGCCUGCGCCCAGUGACCGCGGGGCUGCCGGGCGGACAUCGCCAGGGCAGCUGCCCACUGCCAGCAGCCGUCCUGUGUCAUCGACCCAAACUGGAGCUACACAGGCAAGGCUCCGCAAGUUCAUUGUAAAAACACAAACAUCACCAAGGCCUGCGUGCUCCAGGAGGGCAAGGUGGGACUGAGCUUUCAUACAAGCCUCGCACAUUGCCUGGGUUCGACCCUCUUUCUGUGUUAAUAACUUUGCUUUUGAGGGAAUUAAAACAACAAAAGAUGGCCAGUUCUUUUGA